CUGAUUUUUUUCCAAGUACAGGGACAGUUGUAUUUGUAUAUGUAGAAACAGAGAAAGGAAUAGAGUUUUUAGAGAGAGAAGGUAGGAAGGUAGUUAUUAAAUGUGAGAGAGAGAGAUCAGAAAAGUUUCGCGGUGCUGGAGUUUCGGUCGAUGGUUGAAACCCUUUGACGGGAUUACCAGCCUCCGGUCUUCUGUUUCAGAAUUUGAUCCGAAGCUUUGAUGGCCUCAAAAUUGAUGAUUGUAGGCUGGUUCCGGGAUCUGAAGGUACCCAUUUGUUCUCCAGAGCUUUUCUUUCCCUUCUCAUUUUGGGUUUCGAAAAUUGUGAGUUUUGGAUUGAAAUAGAAGGGAAAGGAAGCCAAUAAUAAUAACAAAAAAAACAUAUUUAUUUGAAGGAAAUAGAGAAUAGAGAAUUGUCUGUGAUUUGAACAUAAUCGGGAUUCAAAAUGAGCCUUGUUUCCGGAGUAAUUUCGAGGCAGGUUUUGCCGGUAUGUGGUAAUCUUUGUUUUUUCUGCCCUGCAAUGCGGGCGAGGUCAAGGCAGCCCGUGAAGAGGUAUAAAAAGAUGAUAGCAGACAUUUUUCCCAAAUCGCAGGAAGAAGAACCAAAUGACCGGAAGAUUGGAAAAUUGUGUGAAUAUGCUGCCAAAAAUCCUUUGCGUAUACCAAAGAUCACAAGUUCACUUGAACAAAGGUGUUACAAGGAACUGAGAACUGAGAAUUUUCAAUCUGCAAAAGUUGUCAUGUGUAUUUACAAGAAGUUGUUAAUUACUUGCAAGGAGCAAAUGCCUCUCUUUGCGAGUAGUUUAUUAAGCAUCAUUCACAUUCUGAUGGAUCAAACACGACAGGAUGAUAUGCGAAUGGUAGGAUGCCAGACACUUUUUGACUUUGUAAAUAAUCAGACAGAUGGGACUUACAUGUUUAACUUAGAAGGAUUUAUUCCAAAACUCUGUCAACUAGCACAAGAAGUAGGAGAACAUGAGAGAGAAAGGCGUCUUCGUUCAGCUGCCCUGCAAGCCCUUUCUUCACUGGUUUGGCUCAUGGGUCAAAAUUCCCAUAUUUCCGUUGAGUUUGACAAUAUUGUUUCAGUAGUUUUGGAAAAUUAUGGAGGUCCUAAUAAAGACUCUAUAGACUCUGGAAACGCUAACCAGAACCGGUGGGUGCAAGAAGUGCUUAAAGUUGAGGGUCAUGUCUCACCUUCACCAGAGGUCAUUAUGAAGGUUCCUUCUUGGAGAACGAUUGUGAACGAGAAAGGCGAAGUAAAUGUGACAGUGGAAGAUGCAGAGAACCCAUGCUUUUGGUCUAGAGUAUGCCUGCAUAAUAUGGCCAAGCUGGCCAAGGAGGCUACAACCACACGACGUGUUCUGGAAUCCGUGUUCCGAUAUUUUGAUAGUGGAAAUUUAUGGCGGGCUGAAACUGGGCUCGCUUUUCCUGUCCUCAAGGAGAUGCAGUUUUUAAUGGAUGAUUCUGGGGAAAAUGCACACGUUUGGAUUUCAAUUUUAGUCAAACAUCUUGACCACAAAAAUGUCCUUAAACAACCUGAUAUGCAGCUUGACAUUGUUGAGGUUACCACGUCCCUUGCUCGACUUGCAAAGGUCCGGCCUUCUGUAGCUAUAAUUGGUGCAUUAACAGAUGUAAUGAGGCACCUACGGAAAAGCAUUCAUUACUCACUUGAUGAUGCAAAUUUAGGAGCUGAGAUAAUCAAUUGGAACAGAAAAUUUCGGGAAGCAGUUGAUGAGUGCCUUGUGGAGUUAUCACUCAAGGUUGGAGAAGCAGGCCCAAUUCUUGACACCAUGGCUGUGAUGUUGGAGAACAUCUCAAAUAUUACAGUUAUAGCCAGAACUACUAUUGCUGCCGUUUUUCGUACUGCUCAAAUCGUAGCCUCUAUACCAAAUUUGUCAUAUAAAAACAAGGCAUUUCCCGAGGCUUUAUUUCAUCAAUUACUCCCAGCUAUGGUCCAUCCAGAUCAUGAAACUCGAAUUGGAGCUCACCGCAUCUUUGCUGUUGUUCUUGUGCCAUCUUCGGUUUGCCCUCAAACAAGUUCAGCUAUAACUGAGUCAAAGAGUGCUGCAGAUCUUGCAAGAACUCUCUCAAGAACUGUUUCUGUCUUUUCUUCUUCAGCUGCCCUGUUUGGGAAGAUGGGAAAUGAAAGGUCUUCCGCAAAGGGAAAUGUUAGUCUUGAUAACAAAGAAAAACUAGUUACAGAAGGACAGCAAACAAACAACAAUAGCGGGAUGCUGAACAGAAUCAAGUCAACUUAUAGUCGGGUCUAUAGCAUCAAAAGUGUACCAAUACUUCCAACAGUAGAUGAAAAUUCUUUCAACAAUUUAAAUAAGGAUUUGGAAGUAACUUCUCUUAGGCUGAGUAGCCGCCAGAUUAGCCUCCUUCUUUCUUCAAUUUGGGCACAAUCCAUCUCUCCUGCAAAUAUACCUGGAAACUAUGAAGCAAUUGCUCAUACAUAUAGCCUAGUGUUGCUGUUCUCUCGAGGCAAGAACUCCAGUCAAGAGGCUCUAGUCCGAAGUUUUCAGCUGGCUUUUUCCUUGAAAAGAAUUUCUCUCAUUGAAGGAGGGCCAUUGCCAGCGUCACGAUGCAGAUCCCUCUUUAGUUUGGCAACUUCUAUGAUUAUCCUUUCAUCGAAAGCCUACAGUAUACUUCCCCUUCUUCCAUGUGUCAAGGCUGCUCUUACAGAAAAAACGGUGGAUCCAUUCUUGCAUUUGGUGGAAGAUUGCAAGUUACAGGCAGUUCACACUGGUUCUCACCUUUCCAAAACUAUUUACGGAUCUAAGGAGGAUGAUAGUUCUGCUUCAAAAUCUCUCUCAGAAAUAAAAAUCACAGAGGACCAGUCUAGGGAAUCCUUGGCAUCUGUGAUUGUGAAGAAUUUGGAUAAGUCAUCAUCAGAUUUGUCCACUAUAAGGGAUCAGUUGCUCAAUGAAUUUUUACCUGAUGAUGGGUGUCCUCUCGGAGCGCAGUUCAUAGACACUCCACAAAUGGUAUAUCAGUUUGAAUCAAAUGACCACAAUUCUACGGAUGAGGCUGGUCCAAUUUUUACAAUAGACGAUGAAGUUCUUCCAGAGUCAUUUGAAACUCAAGCCAAACAUAAUUCAGAGCAGGCCAUCAAAACCUCUGAUCUCUUGAGCGUCAAUCAACUUCUAGAAUCUGUCUUGGAGACAGCACACCACGUCGGGCGAAUCUCUGUGUGCACUGCGUCUGAUGUGUCUUACAAGGAAAUGGCCGGUCACUGUGAAGCACUUCUAAUGGGAAAGCAGCAGAAGAUGUCCUAUUUGAUGAACGCCCAGCACAGGCAGGAAAAUAUGCUGAGCAUGACUUCACAGAAUAAUGAUGGAGUGCAGCAGGCUCAUCAUGCCCUUCAUGUUGGUCAGGAUUUCAUAGGGGUUAAUAAUCCUUUCUUGGACCAGAACUUCACUGCCAAUACAAACAAACCAUUAGCGGGUAUAGUUUCUAUGAUGUGUGCAGCCGAGUACCAGCAACAUCCUCAUUCCUUCAGGUUACCCGCAUUAAGUCCAUACGACAACUUUUUGAAAGCGGCUGGAUGUUGAUAUGAUAGAAGUAUGAAAAUUCACGCUCCUUCGUGACCCAUAGAAGAAUAUAUAUUAAGUUGAGAUUUUGCGGUUCACAGAUCUGUUAUUUAGCAUUCAGGUGAACAACUUCGGCGUUUUGAUCAGGAUUCAACUGAGUUGGUUAUUUCUUCUGCAAACUGUAUUAUUUUAUUUUUUUUAUUUUUUAUCCCCUUCAUAAUAUUUAUUUGCGUAAGAUUGCAUUAAGGAGGUAUCUCCCAGAUUUUCCCCUCCUCUUGUAAGGUAUGAUGUCCGGGAAAUGCAUGGGUCUUUUUUUCAUUUUUUUCCCCCUUUUUCUUUCUUGGUGUGACCCAUUUGUUUGAUGUAUAAAAAGGACAAUUAUGAUUUAUUUAUGGUUUUAAUUUAUUCUUCCCAUCAUUGAGAUGGAGUUGUAAGUAUAUAUUUCAGUGGUGUCAUAAGACAAUAUUUUGGGAUUCAUUUCUGAAAAUA
Camellia sinensis is the source of this 4019-nucleotide messenger RNA. The record is from RefSeq and is a predicted model, not a curated record. Lineage: Eukaryota; Viridiplantae; Streptophyta; Magnoliopsida; Ericales; Theaceae.